Triticum turgidum subsp. durum (durum wheat) is the source of this 1971-nucleotide messenger RNA. The record is from the annotation of a GenBank genome assembly. Lineage: Eukaryota; Viridiplantae; Streptophyta; Magnoliopsida; Poales; Poaceae.
AUGGGUGAUAUCGACAGCCUACGGAAUACUCUUGUGAACAUACUAUUGGAUCCAACUGUGGAGGCCAAACAGCUACCACUUUCACUUUUUGAGAAUAUCACUGAUAAUUUCUCAGAUGAACGUGUUGUGGGAAGAGGAGGGUUUGGUACCGUUUACAAGGGGUUUCUUCCAAAUGACAGAGUGGUCGCUGUUAAGAGGCUUAAGAUUAAUCGACGGGUUGUUGAUGAUAAGUCAUUUUAUGCUGAGGUUGCUAGUAUGAAGAUGCUGAGAAACAAGAACGUUGUACGGCUGCUAGGCUACUGCAUUCACAUGGAGGAAAAAGAAAUCUUAUAUGAUGGGGAAAAAAUUGCUGCAGAAAAGCGAGAAAGGCUGCUCUGCAUGGAGUUUGUACCCCACGGGCCCGUAAAAAAGGGUGGUCCACCCGGUGGAGCAGAAUGGCCUGACCGCCAUCAGAUAAUAAAGGGGAUCUGUAAUGGUUUAGAUUACAUUCACAGCAAAGGGUUUAUUCAUUUGGACUUGAAACCCGACAAUAUACUGUUGGACAAGGGCAUGGUACCGAAGAUCGCAGAUUUUGGUAUCUCACGGUUCUUUGAUGAUGAAAACACGUCCAGUACCCUCAGCUUUGUUGGAACAAGGGGAUACACGGCCCCAGAGUACAUCGACGAUGGCCUUGUGUCAAACAAGGCUGACAUAUACAGUCUUGGGACUGUAAUAUUUGAACUUCUGACAGAUUUUAAAGGCCCUAAGCUUUACCAAAAGGCACAAGAGGACAAUGAAAGUUUCGUACAACAGGAAUUAGAAAAGUGGACUGAGGCAUUGAGAAGAACUCACCAAGGGUGUGCACUUGAGUUUGCUACCAAAGAGGUGGAAACAUGCCUUAGGAUUGCAUUGAACUGUAAGGACCACAAUCGGCAUCGCAGGCGUACGGCAAAGCAAAUAUCACAAAUUCUUGAUCUGACCUUGGACCCAUAUAUUCUGGACCCAGAUAAACCUGAGGAAGCUGUGCAUGUAGAGAACUUCAGUUCACUGCAAGACAUGGAUUUGCAUCCAAGUCAACCUUGGAUUCUGUUAAGUCUCUUGUCCGGGUACAUUGUAAUGUUAAACUACGACACCAAGGUAACUCUGGCACCGUUUAAACUGAGCGACAAGCCAGUUCAUUCAGCUAAAUUUGUGGAAGGGAACCGCGAUUGGAAUAUUGUGGCCGGUGACGAUCAUGGGGUCCUGUAUGUGUGCAACUUCGAUUGGAUUGAAGAGGGGCUCGUGAAGGUUAAAACUGUCGUUGCUAGUGAGGGUAAGGGUAUCAUAUCUCUGGCAGUCAAUCCAUCCCAGCGUUAUGUGUUACUAUCUACUGGAUCCACCAUUAUGAUCCGGAACACAGAGGACUGGACGUGUAUGUAUGAAGGGCCAAGCUACUUCAGAACAGUGACUCAUGCCUCUUUUAACACUGACAAGGAUGAAUCAUUUGGUGUUGGUUUCUGUGAUGGAUCAGUAAAGCUGUGGAGUCAUGAUCCUCUGACAGCUUCAGCAGGCAAUCAGGAGCCUUACGUUGUGGUGCGUGGUCAUUCAGAGCAAGUAUGCUCAGUCGAUUACUUCAUCGGCAAUUCUGAAGGACUUCACUCUCCUGCAAGGUUUCUAGUUACUGGAUCUAUGGAUAAGACUGCCAAGGUGUGGAAGUACGAUGAUAAGCCCAAGGAUUAUCUUGGGGUUGCAUCUGUUACAGAACCAGAAGCCACGCUUAAACAUGCCGGCGGUGUAACUGCGACCUGCUAUGUCCCCGAGUUGAAAAUCAUAUUAAGUGGAACAGAUAACGGAGUUGUCACGGUGUGGUGCGCAGUAACAUACAGCUGGAAGAGGUACCUAUGCUUUGGUCUCGGGCGAGUUCACAGUCUAGCAUGUUCAACUGGAGGAAGGAUAUUCAUCGGACAUGAGCAUGGACUGGUACUGGUAGAUAUUGGUCUGCAACAGCUUUGA